This is a messenger RNA of Mauremys mutica (yellowpond turtle), 2971 nucleotides long. Its product is annotated as zinc finger protein 436-like. Lineage: Eukaryota; Metazoa; Chordata; Testudines; Geoemydidae. The coding region runs from base 994 to 2274 and encodes 426 amino acids. The transcript is spliced from 4 exons. Gene Ontology annotation, molecular function: DNA-binding transcription factor activity, RNA polymerase II-specific; RNA polymerase II cis-regulatory region sequence-specific DNA binding. The record is from RefSeq and is a predicted model, not a curated record. Gene Ontology annotation, biological process: regulation of transcription by RNA polymerase II.
AUGUCAUGCAGGAGAACUACGAGAACGUGACCUCGCUGGCAACACCCCGACAUGCCAGUGACGCACACACCAGCCCUCUGCCCUCUCCUGCUACACAACACUGCGGGGACAGAGCCCAGGCGCAGCACAGCACAAAGUCUAACGUCGUCUUUCUGCUGAGGCAAAACUUGGGUUUAGUUCCAUUGUCGCAAACGGAAGCUGCUUACGCUCAAACACGGAGCCUGCUUCGCGCGAACCAUCUCAGACCUGUAAAAUGUUACCCUCUCUUUGCCGUCAGCCCGAGGCCUUCACUUACCCCUCACCGAGCCCUGGAGACCAGUACCAUGAAUGCCACCAAAUUACUGACAAACCCGUGGCAAGAGCUCCCCCUUCCGCACCUUUAGCGACACAGCCCCCAACCCGCAGCACGGACAUGGGGAAGGUUCAUGUCACAGUCCCAGCUCUGCCAAGCUGCUCCAGUUAAUCCCUCCACCAUCCGGUUACAGCUGCAGCUGACCCAGUGCACACAGCUGGGGGGGCAUGCGGAUAAACGCUGGGAUUCCCCGUCUGUGAACACAGCACAAACAGUGACAUGUUCCCUUAGUCCUUCCUCAUAGUGAUUAUAAAUUCAUAGGUUUUAUGGCAAGAAGGGAUUAUAAAUUCAUCUAGUCUGGCCUCAUGUGUAACGAGCCAAAGAAUCUCAUCCAGUUACUGUGGGAUCGAGCUGAAUAGCUUGUGCCGGACUAAAUCAUCCUCCAGAAAGUCAUCAAGUCUUGGCGUGAAGAUUUGAAGUGAUGGAGAAGCUGCCACUCCCCUUGGUGGUGCGUUAACCUUUGGAACGGGGGCUGCGGCAGGAGCUUUGCCGUGACAAUCCCAGUCACCCUUAAAGGGUUACCAGUUCCCAGAUCUGAUGUGAUCUCCCAGCGGGCUCGAGCGGUGAAGCCAGGGGUCCCAGAUGUCCAGGGCUCAGAGGAAAGCGAGAUCUGGAGGGAGGCCCACACAGCAGGGGAUGGGAUGGUGAGUGAGAACGAGGAGCAGGAUCCUCAGCGGGAAGAUGCUGAGCCGGUGGGACCAUACCUGGGGUUAUCGCACAGCUCCAAAGCGGACGUGUCCAGGAGUCAUGAGCAGGGAACAGCCUGGGAGAUUCAGCACAGAGCAGAGAGAGAGCAGGGAAACCAGCCAAGGGAGAACAUGAGUAUAUCCAUUAAUGACUGGGAAACUCCCAGGGACCAGAAGGAAACCACAGCCCAGAAGAGAAACCCGACAGGAGAGCGAACCAACAUGUGCACUGAGUGUGGGAAACGUUUCAGCAGCCGCUCACGCCUUAGAGAACACCAGAGAAUCCACACAGCAGAGAGACCCUACGAGUGCGGGAAAACCUGCCCUCUGAGCUCACGGCUCAUUGCGCAUCAGAGGCUCCAGACAGGAGAGAGACCCUCUGAAUGCUCUGAGUGCGGGAAAACCUUCACUCGGAGUUCGUCCCUCGUUGCACAUCAGAGGAUCCACACGGGGGAGAGACCCUAUGAAUGCAGCGAGUGCGGGAAAUGCUUCAGUAGCCGCUCAGGCCUUUUUGACCAUAAGAGAAGCCACAGCGGGGAGAGACCCUAUGAAUGCUGGGAGUGCGGGAAAACCUUCACCCGACGCUCACACCUGAUUACGCAUCGGCGAAUCCACACCGGCGAGCGCCCCUAUGAAUGCCGCGAGUGCGGAAAAACCUUCUCUCAGCUGUCAGUCCUAAUUAGACACAAGAGAACCCACACGGGAGAGCGCCCCUAUGAGUGCUGCCAGUGCGGGAAAAGCUUCACUCAGAGCUCAUCCCUUAUCACGCAUCAGAGAAUCCACACGGGGGAGAGACCCUACGAAUGCCGUGAGUGCGGGAAAAGCUUCACUCGAAUCGCCGCUCUUGUUACGCACCAAAGUGCGCACGCGGGAGAGCGCCCCCUUCUGAGUGCGGGAAACGCUUCGCUCGGAGCGCAACGCUCAUUAGACAUGAGAGGGUCCGCACAGGAGAGAGACCCUGUGAGUGCGGGAACACCUUCACCUGGCGUAUUGCACAUCAGAGAAUCCAUGCAGGCGAGUGCCCCUAUCCAUGCUGCUAGUGCAGGGGAAGCCUCUCUCAGCGCUCAGCCCUUCCUGCACGUCGGAGGAUCCACACGGGCGAGAGACGCCAGAGAUGCUUCUUGGGAGAAAAGCUUCCGUCAGCGCUCAGCCCUUAUUUAUCCCCCGAGAAUGCCCCAGGGAGAUCGACGUUGCAAAAACCUCGUCGAGAGCCAACAAAACAUUGAUUUUCUUUAAUACUUUUGCUGAUUCCCACAUCGUGGCCCGUCAGGCUGUUUGAAGCUUUUGCCUCACCGUGGUCUCUCAAAUCUACCGCUGGCUUUUAAAGCUCGCCGGUCUUUGGGGUGAGUCCUCUUGCUCUGUCAACUCCUUUGUGUUACGAGUCUUGUGUCUCCCUCCUGGCAGGAAUGUCCCGCAGCCCCAGGUUGGGGCGUUAGGGCUGACAGCAGUGAACUCCACUGCCAUAAAAUCUACCCGGUAUGGCCAUGUGAAAACACAACUAUUCCUUCAGUAAAAACAUGGUCGGUGUGUAAUGGCUGCGUUAUCUAGCACACUUCCUCAUGGCCUGACCUAACCUCGAUCAGUUCUCCUCGUCUAAACAAUCCCGGCGCAUCACGUUUGUACUAAAACAACGAGGAGUCCGGUGGCACCUUAAAGACUAACAGAUUUAUUUGGGCAUACGCUUUUGUGGGUUAAAAACCCCACUUCUUCAGAUGCAUCGGGCUGCAGGGUGCUUUGGGAAGGGUUUGCAGUGUCUCAUGGAGCAGGCAGAUUUAUACUGUUCCUCUCACUGCAAGGUAAUUGUUACAGUCACUUAAUUCCCUCUUCGUGGACAGAUUGUCUCAUUGUUCUCACGCUGCCUUGGGUUGUGCUGAAUGCGGGGAGGGGGGUGCAUUGCUUCUCUUCUUUAAAAUAUAUUUAAAUAUAACAAAGA